AGGGAAAAACUUCUUUUUCCUUGUCUAUUGAAAGAAUAAAAUACAUAGCUGUUGCCGAGGAAUGUUGAUUGAUUUGCUUGUUCGAGACAUAAUUUUUAACCUUUAAUUUCACCUCAUUCCGGCAACGGCGGCGCCGGCCAACGAUUGAACCGUAAAAUUGCACCACAGCACAGUUCAUAUGCAGUUGACAACUCCAAUUCUAGCGAGUGAGUGAAAUGGGCGAGAUUUCAACUUCAGGUUACAAGGAUUACGUCGCUGGCUUGCUCGCUGGAGUUUCCGCUGUAGCCACCGGCCACCCCUUUGAUACCGUUAAGGUGAUGCUGCAGAAGCAUAACGCAGAACCACAUCUAGUUCAGUACAGAAAUGGAUUGCAUUGCACUGCUAGGAUAUUCAAGACCGAAGGAAUCAAAGGAUUUUAUAGAGGAGCAACAUCAUCUUUUGCUGGGAUGGCUUUGGAAGGAUCUCUCUUUUUCGGCAUUUAUUCCCAGACAAAACAGUACCUUCAGGGAGGCGUGCAAAACGGUUUGCCACAGCCUCAAGUGAUAUUACCAUCUGCAGCUCUUAGUGGUGCCAUCAUUAGUUUUGUGUUAGGUCCAACAGAACUGAUAAAGUGUAGGAUGCAGAUCCAAGGCGCCGACUCUUUAGUUCUGAUGUCAAGUAGAUACAGUAGUCCUCUUGAUUGUAUCGCUAAAACUUUAAAAACUGAAGGGGUGAAAGGACUUUUUCGUGGAAGUGUUACGACAUUGCUUAGAGAAUCUAUAGGGAAUGCUACUUUUUUAAGUGUAUAUGAAUAUACGCGCUAUCACAUGUAUUCACAUAUCAAACCCGCUUCAUCCAAUUACAACGACUUGAUUGAAAUGGGAAUCGGGGUUGUUACUGGUGGCCUUGGCGGUGUGGCUUUUUGGGCGGUAGCUAUGCCUCUCGACGUGGCAAAGACUCUAAUUCAGACAAAUCCCGAUAAAAACUGUCAGAGAAAUCCAUUUAUGGUUUUGAGUUCUAUCUACAAGAGGACUGGUUUGAAGGGGUGCUACACAGGUCUGGGCCCCACCUUAAGUCGAGCGUUUCCGGCUAAUGCAGCAACAAUUGUCACCUGGGAGCUAGCAUCGAAAAUGCUAGGCAUUAGGCAUGACUGAGAUAAUGCAACAAUGCUCAAGUAUGCUUUUGUCAACCCCAAUUUAGGCACUAGAACAAAGUUUGGAUGAAGAGAGGAAUGUUUUUAAUGGAUUGCAUUUGAAGAUCUUCAAAUCUUCAAUUUUUAUCUUAAUUUUUUUUUUACAUGUGGACCAGCAUUCAUGAUUGCAUUUGAAGCUGUAUGUUGCUGCUCAAUUUUGAUACUAGGGAGCUUAGUUAACGAACUUUGAAGCUGGAACAAGGCCUUCUACAUGUAUUUCUUUUGUCCACCAUUUUGAUAGAUAGAGAAUUUCUUUUACUGGACUGAAAUUAUAUUUUUAAUUCUUAUAUAAGAAUCAUACAUUAUCUAAAAGACCACACAUUAUCUGUUUCGGUUAUAAAACAUAUAAAUUAGAGAAACUUUCGAGUAAAAUCCAAGGGUUUUAGAUGUCUCGCCCUUGAGUUAGACUUGCCUCAUUUUUGUUGUAAUAAAAGCUACAGUAAUUUCAUUAUCGAUAACACCUCAAGUGUUGUUAGUGAUAUUUUAA
Messenger RNA from Lathyrus oleraceus (garden pea), 1658 nucleotides. RefSeq names its product mitochondrial arginine transporter BAC1. The coding region runs from base 216 to 1133 and encodes 305 amino acids. NCBI's taxonomy places the organism in Eukaryota, Viridiplantae, Streptophyta, Magnoliopsida, Fabales, Fabaceae. Gene Ontology annotation, molecular function: L-ornithine transmembrane transporter activity. The record is from RefSeq and is a predicted model, not a curated record. Gene Ontology annotation, biological process: mitochondrial L-ornithine transmembrane transport. The transcript has 9 exons.